AUGGCCAAAGACUCGCAUUUGGAGCCUGCAAAGUCCCGAUUGAGCAGCGGAUCGCUCACAAACCUGUUCAAACUGAAUCGCAAACGUCCCUUGGAAGAUGAGGAAUCUGAAUCGGCACAAUCGCCAUCCGAUGGUUCUGGAAACGAUGCGAAUAGCAGUGAAACUGAAGAAAACCAUGAAAUUGUGGCCAAGAAGAGGCGCACGUUGUCAAUGGCCGAAACCGAGGCACAGGAAGCGCGAGAACGAAAACUAGACGAAUCCUUACCUGAAGAGUUGCGCAAGUUCAGACCCGUCGGUUUCAGUCUCAAUUUGCCUCCAAAAGAUCGGCCUGUGCGGGUUUAUGCAGACGGUGUGUUCGAUCUGUUCCAUCUGGGCCACAUGAAGCAGCUGGAACAGUGUAAAAAGUGCAUGCCCAAUGUGACGCUUAUUUGUGGCGUUCCCUCCGAUCGCGUUACCCACAAACUCAAAGGUUUGACUGUUUUGACCGAUGUGCAGCGCUACGAGUCCCUAAGACAUUGCAAAUGGGUCGACGAGGUCGUCGAAGACGCGCCUUGGUGUGUUACGCCGGAGUUUCUCGAGAAACACAAGAUCGACUACGUGGCGCACGACGACUUGCCCUACGCGGCAGCAGGCAGUGACGACAUUUACCUUCCCAUCAAGGAGAAAGGCAUGUUCGUCGCCACACAGCGCACCAAUGGUAUUUCUACCAGCGACAUCAUUACUCGUAUCAUCCGCGACUACGACAAGUAUCUGAUGCGCAACUUCGCCCGCGGUGCCACCAGGCGCGAGCUCAAUGUGUCGUGGCUCAAGAAGAACGAGCUCGAUUUCAAGAAACAUGUCCAAGAAUUUCGUUCUUAUUUCAAGAAGGGCCACGAUUCCAUCAACCACGCUUCCAAGGACCUGUACGUAGAAGUCCGCGAAAUGCUUUUGCGCAAGACGCUGGGCAAGAAAGUCUACUCCAAACUGGCAGGCCAAGAUCGGCCUCAGAAGAGAAUUAGAGGUACAUCGCCCGCUACAGAAUUUGCACGCACUUACGGCGGCAAUGAUUACCAGGAUUACGAGCAAGACGAUGACGACGAAAAUGACCAAAGCCAAGAUCAAAAUUCCAUCGAAUCAGCCGCGAAGGACCAUGUUCGUGUGACAGAAGGUGAGUCAACUAACAGUUCAAGCUCUUAG
Lachancea nothofagi CBS 11611 is the source of this 1176-nucleotide messenger RNA. The record is from the annotation of a GenBank genome assembly. NCBI's taxonomy places the organism in Eukaryota, Fungi, Ascomycota, Saccharomycetes, Saccharomycetales, Saccharomycetaceae.